This is a messenger RNA of Lingula anatina, 3115 nucleotides long. Its product is annotated as cartilage acidic protein 1. Lineage: Eukaryota; Metazoa; Brachiopoda; Lingulata; Lingulida; Lingulidae. Gene Ontology annotation, biological process: signal transduction. The record is from RefSeq and is a predicted model, not a curated record.
UUGGUCAUGAAUAUGUGAACGGUUUUCUUAUGAAAGGACGGUUGUGUAAGCCGUCACGUUGACGGACAUGCGCGAUAGUAGCCGAUACGGUUUCAAUUAAGUGUUAUAAAACGGCGUUAUAAAACAAUACGCUUUAUUUAUUAGAGAGAGUGAAGGCGGGCCAGUCAAUGUGAAGGUACUUCAAAGACGCUGUGAGGUGAAACACGAAGCAACUCAUCAUUUUCUAAACGAAAGAGGACUUAAGAUGUUAUCCCAGAUACUGUCCCUUGCCUGCCUGGCCGCCAUUGCUAAGCAGACGACAGCUCAGGGGAUGUUCCGACGUACGUCCGACGAGUGGGGAUUGUCCGGCAUCCCCACCACCCAGCUGAACUACGGCGUCGCUGUGACAGACGUCGACCUCGACAAGAAGUUUGAUUUUGUCAUUGCUGGGUUUGGCGGUCCAAAUAUUGUUCUGAAAUACGACAGAUCGCUGGGACGUCUUGUCAACAUCGCACAGGAAGACACGCCGUACGCCGCCCUGAGAGAUAAAGAUGGUGCUGCCAUUGGCGUGGCUGCCUGCGAUAUCGAUGGAGACGGUAAGGAAGAGAUUUACUUCCUGAACACAAACGGGGCGUACGGCGGUCAGAGCACGUACAAGGACAAACUGUUCAAGUUCAGGAACGGCAUGUACGUGGACCUGUUCUCUGAUCCAGUCAACAGUGCCCUAGGAGCAGUUAAUUUUGCCGGAAGAUCUGUCGCCUGUGUAGACCGCUAUGGGACCGGGAAAUAUGCUUUCGUCUUGGCGGCAUACUCGAAUGGUAACAUGGGCGAAUUUGCCAUGAUUGAGAUGGACGAGCAACACCCGCAAAACGACAAGACCACGGGUAUGAUUGUACUAAGGAACGUUGCCAAGGAAGCAGGAAUCGACAAGCAAACAGGUGGGCGUGGUGUUACCGUGGGACCCAUAGUGACUGACAGGUCAGAUAUGUUCUUUGUGAACGAGGGCGGUAACUUUGGCAACAAGGGAGAUAACUUCCUCUUCAGAAACAUGGGCAAUGGCAUGUUUAUGGACGUCGCCCCCAUGGUCGGUGUGACUGACAGCGACACAAACGGAAGGGGCGUGGCUCUCUCGGACUUCAACCACGACGGUAUGCUGGACAUCGUGUACGGCAACUGGAACGGCCCGCACAGGCUUUUUAUGCAGAGUAACGCCACCGGGAUGCCCUCGUUUAUGAAUGUUGCCAAGGGAACGUUUGAAGACCCCACCGCCAUUCGAACCAUGAUUGCAGCAGACUUUGACAACGACGGGGAUGUGGAGGUUCUUCAGAACAAUAUUUAUUACAAUGGACCACAACCAAAUAAACUGUUCCGCGUCUCCCCCACGGGCGCCGGUAUGAACAUAGCCCAGCUGGAUAUUGGGGACGCCCUGGAGUACUACGGCUUUGGCACAGGUGGCGCUGUGACCGACCUGGAUGGCGACGGCCAACUGGAACUGCUUCUGUCCCACGGGGAGUCAAGCAGGCAGCCUCUGGAGAUUUAUAAUGUCACCAUGGGCAGUGACCGUAACUGGAUGAGGGUACACGCUUACACCAGGUACGGCGCUCCCGCACGCGGUGCCAAAAUAACAGUUGUCGUGGAAGAUGGCACCACGAGAACGCGUAUCCUGGACGCUGGAUCCGGGUACCUUUGCCAGAUGGAGCCCGUGGCCCACAUUGGUCUCGGGAUGAAGAAAGGGGUGCAGUGCCGCAUCCAGUGGCCUGAUGGGAAGGUACUGGUGCUGCCCCUAGGGGAUAAAGAUCAGAUGGCACCGCAUUAUGUCCCAUAUCCCGUCGAGGAGGGAGAGGAAGGGAUACCGGAACCAGAGCCAGGGAUGGGCUCCAUGCCAGAACCGUCUCCUGAGCCGGGCUAUAUGGGAGGGGACGGCAACAGUAUGGGAGACGGUUAUUCCACACCAGAACCAGGCUACAUGGGAGGCAAUUUGGGAAGUGGAUCAAGCAAUAUGGGAAGUGGCUAUUCUACACCAGAACCAGGCUACAUGGGAGGCAAUAUGGGAAGUGGAUAUUCUACACCAGAACCAGGCUAUAUGGGAGGCAAUAUGGGAAGUGGAUCCAGCAAUGUGGGAAGUGGAUCAAGUAAUAUGGGAAGUGGAUAUUCUACACCAGAACCAGGCUAUAUGGGAGGCAAUAUGGGAAGUGGAUAUUCUACACCUGAACCAGGCUAUACGGGAGGCAAUAUGGGAAGUGGAUCAAACAAUAUGGGAAGCGGAUAUGCCACACCAGAACCGGGCUAUACGGGGGGCAAUAUGGGAAGUGGAUCGAGCAAUGUGGGAAGUGGAUCAAACAAUAUGGGGAGUGGAUAUUCUACACCAGAACCAGACUAUAUGGGAGGUAAUAUGGGAAGUGGAUCCAGCAAUGUGGGAAGUGGAUCGAGCAAUGUGGGAAGUGGUUCCGGCCUGUACGUGGGCGACAAAGAGGGGAUGAAGAAUGAAGGAGACGUUCAGACAAAUAAUGGGAAUUAUAACACACAACAAGGGGCCGGCAUGUACACUAUUGGCACAGGUUAUAUGCUGAACCCGGCGAUGUCCGCAGGUAUGUACAAUAGAUGGUACAGUGGCCGCUGCAGCUUCUAUCGCACCGCGUGGAGCACCUGCUCGGUCACGUGCGGUACAGGGAAGUCCUGGCGUUCCUCCAACUACAACUUUGGCUGUGUGAUGCAGAGGGAGAGCCGCACGUGUGUCAUGCCAGCGUGUCCUGUACCCCAGACCUAUUAUUACGGCGCAUGCGGCACCUCCAUGUUUGGCUACCAGACGAUAGCUCUGGACGGUUGCCCUAACGUCCGCUACGUGGGUAUGAGAACGUGCAACCAGUGUGCUAACACCAUGUGCUGCGUCCCCGUCAGUCGCCUGGCCCCGCUCAGGUAUAUGUGUGACGACGGUACCCUGAAGACCAAGAUGGUGUCCCUGAGGCAGUACUGUCAGUGUUGGUGCUAAUUUUAGCUGUGAUCCGCAGGGUUUAUGAUAUGAGUGGACUUGAAUAUAGUGAUUUAACUUAUCAGUGGGCAAUCAAACUGCUGAAUAUUUGAAAGUGGAGGGAUUUCAGAUUGAAAAGGAGACGUAUGCACGCAAGACUAUUAACUU